Messenger RNA from Prorocentrum cordatum, 720 nucleotides. The record is from the annotation of a GenBank genome assembly. NCBI's taxonomy places the organism in Eukaryota, Dinophyceae, Prorocentrales, Prorocentraceae.
AUGGACCCGCACGGCAUGCCGAGCGGCGGGGAUUGGGCGCUGCAGCGGAGCGGCGCCCUCUUCUUCGAAGGCACCGAGCGUGUCACCAUCGACCAGUGUCUCGUCACGGGGGUGGACGGCAAUGGAAUUUUCAUCAGCGGCUACAAUCGAAAUCUGACGCUGCAGGACUCCGAGCUGGCCUGGAUCGGGGACUCGGCAGUGGCUGCCUGGGGGUACACCGAGCAGGGUCGGGGCGCCGGCAGCGUGACGCUCCCGAGGGGCGUCGGCAUCGACGGGACGGGGGGGGAGCAGCCACGCGGCACCAGGAUCGUUGGGAACGUGAUGCGGGAGGUGGGUUUGUACCAGAAGCAGUCAUCGAUGUUCUUUCAAGCGCAGAGCUGCCAGACCCUUCUCGCGCGGAACAUCUUCUACAAUGGCCCGCGGGCGCAUAUCAAUUUCAAUGACCAAUUCGGGGGCGCAAAUCGCAUCACGCAGAAUUUGCUUCUCAACGCUUGCCGUGAAACUGCAGACCACGGUCCCUUCAAUUCGUGGGGGCGGCAGCCUUACAUCACUGAAAUCCGGGAUGGGGUUACCCCGUCCAUUACUCCAGCGAUAACUGAGAUCGACCACAACUUUAUCAUUGGUUCUUAUAACACUCAGGAGGCAAUUGAUACGGACGAUGCCAGUGAGUACUUCGAGGCCCAUCAUAAUUUAUUUUUGUUUAUGGACAGCAAGGAUUGA